CAUGGUUUCUUCUUCUUCGUUGUCACCUUCAUCUUUCGCCAUAUUUUCUCCAUCUUUGAAGCAUUACAAUCGUCGACCAUUUCAAGUUAUUAGAGCCCAAAGCUGCAGAGAUGGGAGAUCAAGUAACGGGGUGGAUGCAAAUUUAAGGGUAUUGAGGGAGAGAAUAGAGCAGGUGAAGAUGAAGGAGAAGCUGGAAAGAUGUUGCAGAUGGGAAUAUGGGUGGAAUCAUGGAGAUGGAUAUAGUUACAACAAGGUGAAAAGAGAUAAGGAUAAGCAAGAGUUGUUUGAGCUUGUGAGUUUGGUCGGGACAACCGUUGGCUUCACAUGCCUUACUGAAACUCUUUUCCUUUUUCUUGUUUCAAUAUUUGUUCAUCUCCAUCAUUCAUUUUAUUAA
Molecule: messenger RNA, 394 nt
Organism: Hibiscus syriacus
Lineage: Eukaryota; Viridiplantae; Streptophyta; Magnoliopsida; Malvales; Malvaceae
Exons: 2
Coding region: 2-394 (130 amino acids)
Source: RefSeq, a predicted model, not a curated record